Bathycoccus prasinos is the source of this 702-nucleotide messenger RNA. RefSeq lists its product with no specific name. The coding region runs from base 1 to 702 and encodes 233 amino acids. The transcript has a single exon. Lineage: Eukaryota; Viridiplantae; Chlorophyta; Mamiellophyceae; Mamiellales; Bathycoccaceae. The record is from RefSeq and is a predicted model, not a curated record.
AUGGCGGAGGUGGACUUGGUGGCGGUGGUUUUGGAGGUGGACUUGGCAGUGGCGAUGGCGGAGGUGGCGAUGGCGGAGGUGAAGGCGGAGGUGGCAACGGAGGGGGAGGCAAAGGGGGUGGUAAAGGUGGCGGGGAAGGCGGCGGCAAAGGAGGCGGAGGUAAAGGAGGCGGAGGCGAAGGGGGAGGAAAAGGGGGAGAUGACGGAGGGGGAGGUGACGGUGGAGGAAACGGAGGAGGAGACGGUGGUGGGAAAGGGGGAGGCGAUGGAGGAGGAGGAGAGGGUGGAGGAGGGGGGGAUGGAGGAGGCAAAGGACAACUUCCAUCGAGCGUGCACGGAGAUGGAGGCGGUGACGGCGGAGGAGGAGGAGAAGGAGGAGGACGCGGCGGAGGAGAAGGAGGAGGAGGAGAAGGAGGAGGAGGCAAAGGUGGCGGUAGUGGUGGUGGAGAUAGAGGAGGAGGUGAAGGUAGAGGUGGAGGUGGAGGUAGAGGUGGUGGUGAAGGAGGCGGUGGCGACGGCGGCGGCGGCUUUGGAGGUGGCGAUGUCGAGGGAGGGGGGAACGGCGGAUGCAGUGGAGGAGGAAGUGGAGUUGGUGGCGAUGGCGGCGGUUUUGGAGGAACUGGUGGUGGCCAUGGCGCUUGAAAUGGUGGUGAGGGGAUUGGCGACGGUGGCGGGGGUGCGACCGCAAAAUCUUGCCGAGUAA